Molecule: messenger RNA, 1346 nt
Organism: Spinacia oleracea (spinach)
Lineage: Eukaryota; Viridiplantae; Streptophyta; Magnoliopsida; Caryophyllales; Amaranthaceae
Product: OVARIAN TUMOR DOMAIN-containing deubiquitinating enzyme 5
Exons: 3
Coding region: 182-1156 (324 amino acids)
Biological process (GO): protein deubiquitination
Molecular function (GO): cysteine-type deubiquitinase activity
Source: RefSeq, a predicted model, not a curated record
GGCCUCCCUCACUCCUUCCCUCGUCUCUUCUGUCAGCCUUCUGCCCGUCGCCGCCGCUGCACCCGUCACCGCCGUCAUUCAGGCUAAGCAGCCUCGCACAGACCACCUUAUCCAACUCCCGAUUCGCUAAUCGCCACCGCCAAAUUCGCCAAUCUCCACCGGACCCACCGAGGGUCAAAAGAUGGAGGAUACCCAUGAGAUAGAGGCUGUGGAGGCUCAAGAGAACCUUGAUAAUGCACCUGUGAAGAAACAAGAAGCGCGUGAUGAAAUGCUUUCGAGGCACAGGAAAGAAAUCGCCCAACUACAGAACAAAGAGAUUGAGAUGAAAAAGGGUGCAGCUAAAGGCAGCAAAGCAGAACAGAAAGCAAAAAAGAAGCAAGUUGAGGAGGAAAUAGCGAAACUGUCUGCAAAUCUCAGAGAAAAACAUGCGCAGGAACUUUCAUCACUGGGCUAUAAUAGCAGUACUAAUGCCGAUGGAAAUGACAAGGGAAACCUUGACACUCUUGUAAAAGCAAUCGCUGGAGUAUCUGUUGCCAGUAAUGCUGAUAAUCACAAGCCUAGUAAAAGCGUCAAGAGACGUGAGAAAAGAGCUCAGCAAGAAGCUGCAAGGGAGCAGAGAAUAAAAGAGGAACAAAGCAACAUCACUAGUGAUAGAGUUGUUGAGGAUGAGUUAUUGGAAAAAAAGCUGGACCCACUUGGAAUGACCAUAAACGAGGUAAAACCCGAUGGCCACUGCCUUUAUCGAGCUGUUGAAGAUCAGCUAGGUCACUUGUCAGGAGGGUCUUCACCAUACAAUUUCCAGCAGCUUCGAGAAAUGGUGGCCAGUUAUAUGCGUGGUCAUACCUCUGAAUUUCUGCCCUUUUUCAUAUCAGAGCAUGAGGUUGAAGGAGAGUCAGAUGAUUCUUUGGGUCAAAGAUUUGAAAGCUAUUGCAAUGAGGUGGAAUCAACGGCAGCUUGGGGUGGGCAGUUGGAGCUUGGUGCUUUGACACAUUGUUUGAAGAAACACAUAAUUGUAUAUUCAGGUUCCUUUCCAGAUGUUGAAAUGGGUAAAGAAUACAAUGGUGCUGCUUCAUUGAAUUCUUGUAUCAAGCUAUCAUACCACAAGCACGCGUUUGGUCUUGGUGAGCACUACAAUUCUGUUGUUCCAAAUUCAUAAUAAAGCAUUCCUUACUGUAAUAUUUACUCUGCUUUGAUCUAUUAUUUGGACUCCAAGUGUUAAAUGUAGUUUUGUCGCAUUCUGUACCCCCACAUACGGAUACACAUUUGAGAUUGAUUUUCCUGGAUUUAUGUUAUCCUUCACAAAUUUUUAUACAAUAAUCGAUGCUUGUGGUUUUUCUCCCGUGAAA